AUGAAUCCGCUAUCCUCACAUCAUGGACUAUAUGCUCGCUUGGGACGAGAUAUAACUCUAAGAGCAUCGAAAUCCCGGGGCAUCUCGAGUCCGUUCCACCCGCGACGUUGUCAACAUAGCGAUUCUCGAUCAAGUCACCUACCGCGUCUUGCCCAACCCUCAAUUUGGCACUCAAUCGUACCAAAAAGUCUCCGCGAUAGAUUCUUUGCGUCUGGCCGACGGGGCAAGAAAAAGCCGACAAAUCCGGCAAGCUAUUUCAUUUGGAUAUACCUUCUGAUAGGCUCCCAGGCGAUCCGGAUUAUGGGGCUAAAAAAUGACUUUGCCAAUUAUACGCGACAAGCGGACCUUAAAUUAGAAAAGCUCAGAGAGGUGGUUCAAAAACUGCAGCGAGGAGAAGAGGUGGAUGUGGAAAAGGUCCUUGGGACCGGGGACGAAAUCCAGGAGCAGGAGUGGGAAGAAGCCUUACGACAAUUGCAGGAGGAGGAUAGGAUAUGGCAGAGCAAUGCAAAGAAGCGCCGCGAAGAGCAGGAGCGAAUGCUCCGGGAACAGCAAGAUGCUGAUCCGGUCAACGCAUCGGCGAAAACCUCUCCAGAGGCUGCUGGUCAGACUCCUGAGGCCAAGCCAUAUACACCGACCAGUCCAGGCUUCUACUGA
Exophiala dermatitidis NIH/UT8656 is the source of this 654-nucleotide messenger RNA. RefSeq lists its product as uncharacterized. The coding region runs from base 1 to 654 and encodes 217 amino acids. The record is from RefSeq and is a predicted model, not a curated record. Lineage: Eukaryota; Fungi; Ascomycota; Eurotiomycetes; Chaetothyriales; Herpotrichiellaceae. The transcript has a single exon.